Molecule: messenger RNA, 2164 nt
Organism: Xenopus laevis (African clawed frog)
Lineage: Eukaryota; Metazoa; Chordata; Amphibia; Anura; Pipidae
Exons: 3
Coding region: 238-1827 (529 amino acids)
Source: RefSeq, a predicted model, not a curated record
AGCCUGUCAGUCAGUGCUGUGACCACUUCCUGUGGGAGAAUGAACAGACACUCCCACUCUUCAUUUCAGCCUAGACAUGGAGCGGAGAUGUUCUUUCAGCAGCUCUGAUAUAAUGACAGCUUUAGGAGGUAAAAUGCUGUCAAAAAGUUUUAUUUCCGGCAUCAUUACUUGUUUUGAGGACAGUCUCGGAGAAGUAGCUCCACAUUCAGAAAUAGCAGAGACAGAAAGAGAAAGAAGAUGGCCAGCGGAUCAGAGAAAGGAGACAGAGAAGCAAACAGAAGCCAAUCAUCUCUGCUUAUUGAAAGGAAAGACUUGUUUGAGGAGACCAGCUCUGUUAUAUCAGGAGGCCCCUGUGUUUAUAAGUUGGUUCUACAUGAGGAAUAUGCACAAGGAAAGUACAGAAAACUGCAGUUUGGGACUGAAAACCCAUUAAAACAACACAAAAUAAUAAUGUUGGUGGGAGCAACAGGAUCAGGUAAAACAACUCUCAUCAAUGCUCUGAUCAACUACAUCCUGGGAGUGAAAUGGGAAGAUAAUUACAGGUUGAUUCUUAUUGAGGAAGAUACAAACAGGAGCCAAGCCCACAGCCAGACCUCUGAAGUCUCUGCCUACCAACUCAAUUAUAUAGAGGCAUUUACUGUCCCCUAUAACCUGACAAUCAUUGAUACCCCGGGGUUUGAUGACACAAGGGGCCGAGAUCAUGACAAAGAGAUUCCCAAGCAGCUGAAAUUAUGUUUUGACUCACCCGGGAGUAUUAGUCACAUUGAUGCCAUUUAUUUUGUACUUCAGUCCAGUUUACCUCGUUUGACAAAAACACAAGAAUAUAUUUUUGGAUCAAUGUUGUCAAUUUUUGCAAAGGAUAUAGAGAAGAACAUACAGAUCUGUGCUACGUUUGCUGAUGCCGGGAAACCAAUGGUCUUACAGGCGCUUAUUGAAUCCAAUGUCUCAUGUGUAAAGAACAAAAAAGGAAUUCCUGUGUAUUUCAAGUUCAAUAAUUGUGCUCUGUAUGUAAAGAAGUCAGAGGAAAAGGAGGAGGAUGAAAAAGAAAAUGACAAUUCAUCUCUUAAGGGACCGUGGGAUACCGGAAAAGAAAGCUCAAAAAACUUAUUUAGAGAUUUAGCACAUAUGCAAUCAAAGAGUCUAGUUUUAACUAAGGAAGUGUUAGAGGAGAGGGAGGCACUCGAGGGCAUAUUAGACGGGUUACAGAGAAAAACUGAGGAAAUUGCACUGAACCACCAAGAGUUAUCCAAACUCAUUCAGAAUAUGGAAGAAAAUGAACAAAUUAUUAAGGACAACAGUAAUUAUGAAUAUGAAAUCUAUAAAAAUGUAAAGAGGAAAAUCCAAAUACAUGGAGAGGUAUAUAACUGUAACUACUGCACAACAACAUGUUCACGUUCUGAAAAUUUGUUUGAAAAAAUUUGGAAAUGGUUUAAAUGGUUGCUUUCCAUGGAAUGUAGCGUGUGUGAGCACAACGAGACCAAUCAUGUGCGUGAGAGCUACGAAUGGAGAAUUGAAGUGGUAACUGAAAAGUUCACGCAUAAAGAGCUGAAAGAGAAGUAUGAGAGGGCAAAUAACAAGAAGUUUUCCAUUAAGGAUAUGAUUCAAAUGAAUGAGAAUCAAAAGAAAAACAUGCAAGAUUCGGCAAUGAGACUUAUCAAGAGAGCUGCUGAAGCUCUCAAGCGCCUACAAGAAAUCGCCCUAAAACCCAACCCACUCACUGUCACUGAUUAUAUUGAUUUGCUUAUCAGUAAAGAGAGACAAGAAGGGAAACCUGGAUUUCAAGAGAAAAUUGCUUCCCUGGAGGAAUUCAAAUGCAAAACUCAAUAGAUAUCAUCCAUGUCUUUUACAUCCAUGUGAGAUCACUGUGUUUUCAUUUAAUAUUACCAAUAAGAAAUUUUCUGUUUAUAUCUGGGUUAUACGGCUUCACUGGAUCAGGAUCAUCUAUUGGAAUGAAAAAGAAGGUGGAGAAAUGACUCAAAGACUGAAAACAUAAAUCUGUUUUUGAAUAUUUUUAGCGAUAAUAAAUCAAUAAUCACAGUAUAAAGCUUGUGUUCUGAAAAUAUAAUGAGUGAGCUAACAAAAUGUUUGUAGAUUGGGAAUUCCUUCUUCAAUAACAAUAAAACCAUAAACACAAACAAAAGUGCAAAGUGUGUUCUUAUUUGUG